AUGUCUGAUUCCGUUAAGCCACAAGCUUCGCUUCAAGAGGAUAUCCACGCCUCCCCAUCUGAGGACUUGAACGAGAAUGGAGGGAUCCAGAAAGUUGACACAGUCCAUGGCGACGAGGCUGUGAAGGUCCUUCUCGCGUAUGAUGGGGACCCUAACUGGACCGCGGAGGAAGAAAAUAGACUGCGCAGGAAAAUCGACUUCAGGCUACUGCCUGUCCUCUGCGUCACAUACGCGUUUCUCUACGCGGACAAAGUCCUUCUCGGACAAGCAGCUCUGUUUGGAAUUAAAGAAGACCUCGGCUUGGAUACCGGUAAUCGUUUCUCCAUGGCGUCUUCCAUAUUCUAUCUUGGCUUCAUCCUCGGGGCCUACCCGGUCAUUCUUUUGGCACAGCGGUUCCCGAUUGAGCGGGUCGCAUCCCUGGUUAUCAUGAUCUGGGGAAUUACUCUGAUCCUGACGCCUGCCUGUCACGACUUCCGCGGUGCAUAUGCACAGAGGUUCUUUCUUGGUAUGACUGAGGCCGGUGUCAGCCCCAUGUUCAUGAUGAUCGUUGGCGGAUGGUACAAAAAGGACGAACAGUCCUUAAGAAUGGGUGCCUGGUAUUCAUGUACAGGCUAUGUAUCCAUGUUUUCCCCGCUAGUUAACUACGGGAUUGGACAUCUCAAAGGACCCCUGAGGCCAUGGUACUACAUGUACUUCUUUGCCGGUGGACUCACUAUUAUCUGGGGCGUACUCGUUUACAUCCUGCUCCCACCCGACCCCAUCCGCGCGAAAGGGUUCAGCAAGCGACAACGAUUCAUCGCAGUUUCACGGAUGAGAACGAACAACUCUGGCGUGCGCAAUAUGCAUUUCAAAGCCAGCCAGGCAGUUGAGUUUCUCUUAGAUAUCAAGUUCUGGCUUAUUUUCCUUUUCGCAUUCACCGGGAUGUUUGCUAAUGCCCCGAUCUCGACAUUCCAGCCCCUGAUUAUUAGCAGAUUUGGGUAUAGCGAGCUCAACUCGUUGCUUCUAAUGAUACCCGGGGGCUUCUAUGCUGGCUCUAUGAUGCUGAUAACAACAUACCUUGCAUAUAAAUUUGCCGGCUGGCGAGCAUACAUCAUUAUCCUCUGCCAGUUGGUAACGACGCUGGCAAGCCUGCUGCUCUGGCUUCUGCCCCGAUCAGCACUUGGCGGAUUGCUCUUCGCCAUCUACAUACUCCCAACAACCGGCGCCGCCUAUGCCGUCAUGAUGGGUCUCUUUCUUGCCAAUAAUGCCGGGUAUACCAAGCGCUCUCUAGCGUCUUCGGGGCUGUACAUCGGCUACUCCCUCGGCAAUUUUGCGGGUCCCCAAGUCUUUAGACAGCAAGAUGCACCCAAGUAUGCAUUGGGGUUUAUCGUCGUAGUCGUCACGGCGCUCGUUGCCGCACUUCUUGUAUUGAUCUAUCGGAUCAUAUGCGCUAUUGAAAACAAACGUCGCGACAGAAUGGGCGCCACGGAAGACUUUGAUCAUGCCUUCGAGGAUGACGUGACUGACAAGAUGGUUACCCCGCAGUAUGCAUACACGUCUUCUUAUUCCCCGCCCCGGCUCUCAGUCGGUUCUCUCUUUAUACUGCUGCAAUGGACGCGUCUCGAUGGGUGCAGUUCUCCGGCCCGGGAGCACCACGCAAGCGAGCCCAGAUUGCAUGCGUUUUGUGUCAUUCCAAAAAAAGUUAGAAUCGGUGAAGGGCACCGCAAAUGCUCUCACUGCGUUUCUGCUGGAAAGGAUUGCCGCCCUCGGCCAUCUAAACGGGACAAAGGACGGCUUGCAGCUGCGAUCGAAGGGCCGAGCUCCUCUUCACAGGAUACAGUGUGCGAUUUCUCCAUUGUAUCUGCACCCUUCAUCGACAAUGGUGGUGGCCGUAGUGCUGAUAGCCCAGGCAAUGCCGGAAAUGGAGCAGCCCGGGAUGGGACAGACAGCAACCUUUUUGAUUUCAGUACCGACAACUUCAUACAGUCUGAUUGGCCUCCUCCGCCCCAGGCAGGGGUUGAGAACCGUACUGUAGAAAUGGGGAUCAGCAAUGCACAACCAGUGCCGAACGGGCUAACAAUCAUAACACCAACAGCUCUGCCAUCACCACAUGACAGUGUGGAUCGCGGAAUCCAACCUGUCCGAGGGCCAGGUAGUGCUGCGGCUAGUCAUGUUGAAGCCGCCCUGAUACCCAGAGGGGAUACCACUCGAGCCGUCUCACAAUUGGACCUCCGACAGAGCUUCAUAGAGACGUACUUUAACUACUGCUACAGUUGGUGUCCAGUUCUGGACAGGUCAACCUUGUUAGAAGACCUCUCACAGUCUCCCAUACUCGAUAAUGCACUUGCACUUGUGGGAACACAUGUCCAUCCUCCACUUAUUCCACUGCCACAGCCUGCAAGCUACUACGACCGCGCACGACGACUCUUCUACGAUGAUGAAGAGGACAAUAUCCUCAGCGCUCUGAAGGCAGUUUCAUUGUUCUACUGGUGGGCUCCACGGCCACCGUCUGUAGCCCACAAGCACUCGUCCUGGUGGUGGACGGGAAUCAUCAUCAAACUAGCCCAGCAGGCUGGUUUUCAUCGCGAAGCUACUACUGGCAAAGGACAGUCAGACAUAGAGUACGCAUGCAAGCGGCGGAUUUGGUGGACGGCAUUUGCCCGCGAACGGCUCACGGCAAUUUGCCAGGGUAAGCCAUGUCUCAUAGACCCUGACGAUUGCAACAUACCGCCACCAUCGCUGGAGGACUUCUGCGAGCUUGAACUUGAAGAUAAAACCAGAGCCGAGGUCUUUAUACACUGGGUCCGCCUUUGCACCAUCAUUGGGCGCAUUGCAAAAGAACUGUCGCGAUACGCAAAUGCACCCACAUCUCCUAGGGCUGCCCUUCCUGUAGACUUGGGGAUGGACCUGAUUGAAUGGAUCAGGUCGCUUCCUCAACAUUUACAGCUUCCAAUCGGUAAAGUCCAUACACCUAACUUCAGCCGGGACAUUCACCAAAUGCAUCUCCCCUAUCUCGCCGUAAUCGUAGUCCUUCAUCUUACUAGAUCAGCGCAAUCUCUCCCACAGGCUCUACCACCAGCAACGCUAGCUGGGUCAUGCACCGCACGCAUCCUGAAGGACGUCCUAAUGCGAAGCGAAGUCCGAUUUCUCAUGCCCAUUACUUGCUGGUACGUUGGGAUGGGCUUCAUCGGGCUCCUGCAAGCCUCGCGAAGCGAGCAUCUUAAAGAAGGGGCCCUUGCAGACUUGGAGAUCCUCAUGCUAGCCAUAAAGCAGCUAAAAGGCAUGUGGGCGACUGCUGCAGUCUUCGAGCAGACCUUCGACAGAUUGCGUUCCGACAACCGCUGCCUCAGUCCGGAGGAAUUCCCCAACCGCCAUCUGGGAAACGAACAGUCGACUCGGGCUCUUCAUUCGGAGCAACAGGUUCUGCAAAGCGGUAUCGACUGGAUGGAGUAUUUUCCGUUCGUCACGGCCCAAACUAGCCUUGUUGCUGAGAGGCUGCUGGCCGGCCAAGAUAUUGAUGUUGAGUUUUGGAAUGGGGUUGAUGAAACGGCAUUUAGCUCCAUUCCACAUUUUCAGGAUUUUAUGGGAGGGUUAGAUAGCUGGGUUGAUCCCGCGUCUUUUAUUUGA
Molecule: messenger RNA, 3606 nt
Organism: Aspergillus versicolor CBS 583.65
Lineage: Eukaryota; Fungi; Ascomycota; Eurotiomycetes; Eurotiales; Aspergillaceae
Product: MFS transporter
Exons: 9
Coding region: 1-3606 (1201 amino acids)
Biological process (GO): DNA-templated transcription; transmembrane transport
Cellular component (GO): membrane
Molecular function (GO): DNA binding; transmembrane transporter activity; zinc ion binding
Source: RefSeq, a predicted model, not a curated record